GCCAGACGGAGCCCGGACGGACCCGGAGGAAGAUCCGAGUGUUUGCGGCCGUGCUGCCCCACCCCUGGUCCCGGCGCGCGUAGAGGGGCCCGGCCGGGCUGCAGCGAGGGUCCCAGGAGGUUGAAAGCUAAGCAUGGGGAAGAGCUGCAAGGUGGUCGUGUGCGGCCAGGCUUCUGUGGGCAAAACUUCAAUCCUGGAGCAGCUUCUGUACGGAAACCACAUAGUGGGUGAGUGUUGCCGGGCGUGAGGCGUGGUGGAGGAAGUGGAAGAAUGAGGAGAGGAUUUGAUCACGACACGAAAAGGCUAAAGUUCGCUCCUGCUGGUCAUUGCACCGAAAGAUCCCAGCUCUACAACACUGAGGACAUCUGGAAAGAGAAAACCCAAUGUCCGAGAUAGGAAGGAAAAACUUCCGCGUCACACUGUGUUUAGCAAGGUUCUGAGAUGAUUGAGACGCAGGAGGACAUCUACGUGGGCUCCAUUGAGACUGACCGGGGGGUGCGGGAGCAGGUGCGUUUCUACGACACCCGGGGGCUCCGAGAUGGGGCUGAGUUGCCCCGGCACUGCUUCUCCUGCACUGAUGGCUAUGUCCUGGUCUACAGCACGGACAGCCGAGAGUCCUUUCAGCGCGUGGAGCUGCUCAAGAAGGAGAUUGACAAAUCCAAAGACAAGAAGGAGGUCACCAUCGUGGUCCUCGGCAACAAGUGUGACCUGCAGGAGCAGCGGCGUGUAGACCCGGAUGUGGCCCAGCACUGGGCCAAGUCGGAGAAGGUGAAGCUGUGGGAGGUGUCGGUGGCUGACCGCCGCUCACUGCUGGAGCCCUUCGUCUACCUGGCCAGCAAGAUGACCCAGCCCCAGAGCAAGUCUGCCUUCCCCCUCAGCCGCAAGAACAAGGGCAGCGGCUCCUUGGAUGGCUGAAGAGCUGCCUUGCCAGCCCUGGAAGAUGGGUUGAGGGGAAAGGGAGGGGGGGUUUUAGGCAAGCUGUCCUUCCCAGUCAAGGGGGGAGCUCCCCACUAGGCCAGGCAGCUGGGCUGUCCCAGGCUCAGGUCACUUUUGCUCCCUCCCAACUCUGGGAAAUGCAAAUAGUCUAGGUUAGCGGCCCCCAAGCCCCCCAGCCCCCAUCCUGCUGUAUCCUAACAGCAAUGGAAAGCCAUUGAUAGGAUUUAUGCCAGCGAAGUGACAUGAUCAGUUUUUGCUUUUAAGCAGGUCUAGGGUGGUUUUGGAUCUCUGUCCCUUCUACCAGCCCUGGACAGAAAGCAGAGCUGUGUGUGGAAGCGCCCAGUCUAGGGUCUGAUUCCUAUCGCAGGGGUCUUACACCUCCGGGUUUCCUGCCAAUCUCACACACACACACUCACACGCUUACGGCACCAGCCUGGACUCUAGAGAAAGGGCAUCCAGGUAUCUCGUUUGUGUGUGUGUGUGUGUGUAGAUGUGCACACGUAUGUGUGCUGGUGUUCGGGGCGCCUCCUCAUCCAACACCCUGACCUCUCUCCUGUCCUCUCCUGGGCUGAAAGAAGCUAGCCUCCUGGGAGCAUAAUUUUCUGUUUCAACUCUUCCUCCAGCUGCUUUGCUUCCUCUUCCUGCUCAGGGAGCAUUUCCUUGGUUGAGGUGGAAUGGAAUGCCGACUGGGCUGGGAGUCACCAGCUGGCUUUGUGGCCCUGCGAGGCCUUUCCCCUCUCGGGGCUUCAGUCUUCUCAUCUGUAAGGUGACGGCAGUUGCUUAGAUGAUCUAGAUCCUCUCCAGCCCUGUGUGGGUUGUAUACUGCCCAUGGUUGGGCUGGCUGCGACUGUUCCCUUAGCUUCUCCCCUUUCAAGGUGCUAUGCCUACGGCCCUGGAGGCUGGGACACUGCUCCCCGCCCCCCAACCACCAGGGGGCAGGAGUGCACUACCCACUCUAGUUGCCAGAGUGGCUGCCCAGUGCCCGAUCAGCGGACCUCACAGCCCUGGGGACUGGUCGUCACCCUUUCCUAUGGUUGUUUUCAGCUGAAAGCUGGACUUCUAUUUAUGAAUUACCUGUGUUUAUCUGCCUGCCACCAUGAUGGAGGCUGGGCAAGGUGCUCGUCUAGCCCUCCCUUCUUACCUCAGAUGCCUGAACAGAAUAAAGCCGACCAAUAGCAGCUUCUCAGGAGCUGCCAGAUCUCUGAGGGCUCAGAAGGGUGGUUACGCUUCCAACACGCUGUAAAGUGAGCUGGUAACCCACAACUUCCCGUGCCCACUUCGUGCUUCUGAUGUACACACCUAGCAUAGGUGAAGACACUACAGCCAGGUGACCUCCAGUACACGCCCCUUCUCCCCAAGAUGGGAGAGGUGAGCAGGGUCAGGUGGCCCAGGCUGGGCAAGUUAGGGCGUGUACAGGCUUGGGCUUAAAUUGAUUUAUUGAUGCGUUGGACACAAUAAAACCACAACUGUUAUCAAAAAGUUUCCCACCCUCCCCCCUUUUUCUUGUUCUCCCAUUGGAAACAGCUUUAAAAAAGAAAAAAGAUACAGGUGGAUACUGGCAAAGUCCCAUAUUGUGGGGUGAGGGUGGCAGUGCUGCUGGGGUGGGAUGGAGGUCAUGACAUUAAUUUUGACAGCAUGAAAACGGGUCUUGACAGUGGCUCCGAGUGGAUCCCAAUACUCAGAGUCACAGUGAGGGGGCCUUCGGAUGCUCGUGGGGGAAGGGAAAGCUGAACUGAGCGCUGGGGGCCAGUUUGGGGUGAGGAGCUGGAAGGGAAAGCUCUUUGUUUGGGAGCCCUGGGGAGAUUCAGUGUUAGCUGGGUCCAUAGUCUGAGGGAGACCCAGUGUCACCCCCCUUCC
Messenger RNA from Balaenoptera musculus (blue whale), 2793 nucleotides. RefSeq names its product NFKB inhibitor interacting Ras like 2 (gene NKIRAS2). Gene Ontology annotation, molecular function: GTPase activity; GTP binding. The transcript has 4 exons. The record is from RefSeq and is a predicted model, not a curated record. Gene Ontology annotation, biological process: canonical NF-kappaB signal transduction. The coding region runs from base 442 to 915 and encodes 157 amino acids. NCBI's taxonomy places the organism in Eukaryota, Metazoa, Chordata, Mammalia, Artiodactyla, Balaenopteridae.